This is a messenger RNA of Cloeon dipterum, 1651 nucleotides long. RefSeq lists its product as uncharacterized. Gene Ontology annotation, molecular function: odorant binding. Bases 155 to 1651 code for a protein of 498 amino acids. The record is from RefSeq and is a predicted model, not a curated record. The transcript is spliced from 16 exons. NCBI's taxonomy places the organism in Eukaryota, Metazoa, Arthropoda, Insecta, Ephemeroptera, Baetidae.
GAAAAAAAUCAGCAGAUUUUAUUGGACGCACGGUUUGAGAAGGUCAAGAAAGGUCGAUUCGUAUAGCUGGUGCGGAAGCGGAAACAAUAUUUUGACGAAUUGGGCCGCUGACGAGCCCAACUACGUAAAAAACGCCUCUGAAAACUGCGUUCAGAUGGAAAUGGACAGAUCAGAAAACACGGUUUAUCUCGCAGACAAGAACUGUGCUUUAGUCAGUGUUUUAUCUUGCCAGGGACCGAUAAUUCCUAGAAAUUGCGAUUCUCCAGUCUGCCCAAAAGAUCCGUGCUUAAAAAAGGAUACUUAUUUUAAAACGCUGGCAGACAAACGUACUAAGGUUUUGAUAGAUCCGACAAAAUACGGAGUUUGGAUUACAAACGAUACACGUGUCUUCAUGAUAAGUCAUCCAAAUGAUGCAAGAUCUUUUGUAGACUCCCUUCAAGCGUGCUGUGCCGUGGGAUUGAAGCUUUUGAGUUUGCAUCAGGAUGUGUUGUACUCGAUUCUCGUCGGCGCCUUUAACAAUGCAAGCAUCCGAGGGGAGAAAUUCUGGACCGCAGCGACUGACGAAGGGUGCAAAAAGAUUUACGGCUUCUGCUCGUCCAGUAGACUAUUCCGCGAUAACUCUAGAUGGGCAAAAGGGCAACCUGACCUGAAAGAAGCGUACGGAACCUGUCUGGCCGUGUCCACAGACGGGUUUUUGCACGACGAAAUGUGCACCACAAAAAUGAGAUACGUUUGCGAGGGAAGGGUUCAAACGACCUCAUUAUUCGAUGCGGUGGAAAGAGAAUGCGCUCUGGAGUAUAAACUGACGAGCAGCGAAGUGAACAGACUUUUCAACUCGACGCCAGAGGAAUUAAGAGAAAAAUGCUUCUUAAAAUGCUAUGGCGAGGGAACUGGACUAAUCGUUGAUGGAAACCUUGCAACAGACACUAUAUUUUCCAUUUUUCAAAAAAUCACGGUGGACGACACUGAAAAAUUGCUAGACAUGUCCUCGACGGUUGACUUCUGCACAAAUGCUUCUAAGGGCAUGGAUCCGUGCGAUGUUUGUGCCAGUCUACUCCAUUGCGGUCAGGAAAAUUCUCCAAAUAUUAUAAAUGAUUUUGUGGAAACCGUAGAAUCAUCAAUAACAGAAUCUCCUCUUUUCUUGCCUCCUGUGAAAGGAGUCUGCCCUGAAUACGAGUGCUACAGAAAAGCCGAGCUAGCAGUUUAUGUGACUACGGCCCAGAAUUUCACCCUUUACCCCUACGGAUCCUCAAAUGUUUAUCAAGCGACGUUUGCGUGCAAUAAAAAAUUCUUUGCCUAUUCAACCACCUUAAAGCGAUCCCUGGCCGCAAAUAUGGCAUUUUGCUGUGACCGUGGAAUGCGGCUGGUCACAAUCGACUCUAAACAAAAAUAUGACUGCAUGGUCCAGAGCAAAAUUGUUUCCCUUCUUAAUGUCACAUCUGGAACGCUUUUCGCGGUGGCUGCUUCUCGUCUUGGAAAAUUAGAUCGGCCCACGUGGUGCUACUCGGACAAAGAAUUCGACCUGACUCUUGCACCGGACUUUUUAUCUAGUGACACUUUGGAAAACAACUACGCAAUUGCGUUCAGCUUUGAUCCGCCUUUCAAAAUGCAGGCGAAUCAAACUGUUUCAAAUAUUGUUUGUGAAGUUUGA